AUGACGAACGAGACGAAGAAGAGAUUGGAUAGCUUGCAAGGAUGGGCGAAAGAUUUAAAGGACGCACCUCCGCUUUCGGAAACGCCUGAAUUCGAGUACGUACAAAAACUUCCCAAGAGUUUGACGCAACAACCGAGUUCGGUUUUAUUGGACGCCUCGCAACCACACGCGAUGUCAUCCCCAUCUAAGAAGAAGGAGAAGAACGCGACGACGACGAAAAAGUUCGGGGACGACUUUUCGCAGGAGCAAGAAGAAGAAGAAGAGUUGGACGGCGACUAUGUCAGUCCAGAACAGAGGGAAAAAGAAGAAGAAGAGCGCGAACGUAAAGAGGCGGCGAUGAAUCAUAACGGAGACGUUCGCAUGGAAUUGAAACCAAGAACGGGCACGGAAUGGCUGCAAGGACAGAAAAAACGCGUUCGAGUGGAGUUCGAGGAAGAGUCGUCCUCGUCUGAAGAAGAAACGGAGGCAGACGAGGAAAUUAUUCCCACGCAGCGACCUUCGCCGAAUGAUAGCGAAGACGACGACGACGCACAUCUAGAUGAUGCCAGAGGAAAUGACGUCGGGAUAAUGAAACGAACUUUGAAUGCAGCGGUAGGUAUGAUUGAAACGGUAGUAAACAUUGUUCGCUCGCCGUUCAAGUCGCCGAACAAACGCGCUCGAAUCGAGAACAGCGAUACGCCGCCGCCGUCGCCUGGGAUCUUUGGAUUUGGUGGGUCGCCAUUUGCCAAAGGCAUUGCAAUGUCGCCGAAAUCUUUAGCUCAAGUCAUCGAUGCCACGGGAGCUGCGGCUGGCGAGAACAAUGCCAACGUUGCAAAGAUGGAAUGGGGCGCCAGAGGCGGCGAAACGUGGCAACAAAAGGAAGAGGACGAAGGCGAAGCGAGAAGGAAAAGAGCCGCGAGGAAAAAGUUAGUAUUAGACGAUGACGAUGAGAACGACGAAGAAGAGGAACAUGAGACGGUGAAAAAGUCGCCAAAGAAGGCGACAGGAAAACCGGCGACAUCCGUGAUGUCCGAAAUCGCGAGUCAAGUCACCGAAGUCGCCUCCGAGGCGAAUUGGGAAAUAUUAGCAAAACUCAUGGCUGAACGCGAGAAACAGAAAAAAGCACCUCGUGAGCUCGGUUUGAACGUAGAUAGAACGCGCAGAAUGUCUAGGCGCAUGUAA
Messenger RNA from Bathycoccus prasinos, 1161 nucleotides. RefSeq lists its product with no specific name. Bases 1 to 1161 code for a protein of 386 amino acids. Lineage: Eukaryota; Viridiplantae; Chlorophyta; Mamiellophyceae; Mamiellales; Bathycoccaceae. The record is from RefSeq and is a predicted model, not a curated record. The transcript is spliced from 2 exons.